AUGGCGGACGAAUCGUGCGUAAAGUGGACCAACUUUCAGGAGCAUCUGGUGCGUGCAGUAAAUGAAAUUUUUGUAUCGCACCAGUACACCGAUUGCCGAUUGGUCGUACCCGAGGGAGAAUUGUGUGCAAAUCGUGCAGUACUCUGUAUGGCGUCCAAAUUCUUCGAAGCAAUCUUUGCAGGCACCAUGACCUCAUCUGUUAUUGCCACGGAUCACCUGACGAUUCUUAUUCCGGAUCUGCAGCUUUCUUGUUUACGAUGCGUUUUACAAUUCAUCUACACUGGGGAAGUUUAUUUACGGCCGCACGACGUAGCACCCUUCGUAGAAGCAUGUAGUUUGCUACAGAUACGAGGAGCUCCGUAUAGCGAUGAUCGGUCUGUAGAGAAUAAUUUCGGAACAUUCAUCAACUCGAUGCAGGAUGGGUUGAUUGCGGACAGCGGCGGUAAUGAAACAGCAACGUACCUUUCACACGAUUGCGAACGAGAAGUAGUGUCAGAACUAAGCGUAGCGGAGCAAAGCGAACAAUCCAAUACGUUAACAGUACAAAAUGAAUCCGUCGAAUUCGAUUGUCAGCAGGUGAGCUUCGGCGAGAAAUCGAUCGAUGGCAGCUUUUCGCCGGAUUAUGAGAUGGAAAAUGGGGAUAGAAAUGCAACGAUUCAGGAUCUGUUACAUGAAGGUUUGGAAGACCGUUUGAACGAGGGUGCGAAAUCGGAAUCCAGCGAGCAUUUAGACCCCUCCAGCUAUGAAACUCGCCUUAAUGCAGCCAUCGAUGCAAUAUUAAAUCGUAAUAUAAGCUAUCGGGUAGCAUCUCAACAGUACAAGAUCGCUAAGACCGUGCUGUGGCGAAGAACGAUGAAAAUGCCCCGUUUGGUUCGACCGACUUCACCGAAACUAGCUAACCAGCGAAGAGAGGCUAUCGAUGCGCUAAAAUCCGGUGAAAAAUUAGUACACGUAAGCCAGCGUUUUGAGAUUCCACUGUCGACGCUACAUCGGGAUAAGAUACGGCUGUACAAGAAGGGCAUACUGCCGAGCAAAGUAACAUUGAAACAGCGCGAUAAGGGCGAAUCCUUUCGGCAACGGCUGACGGAGGCGGUGAACGAAUGCAUUGCAGGGCGCAUGUCACUUUCGGAAGCGGCACGGGUAUACGAAUUACCGAAAACUUCCAUAUGGCGAAAGGUUCGAUCGUCACAGCCGAGUAAUAGCACAAGUGGAAAAGAAAUGGAAGAAAACGUAGCGAAAUGUGAUCACGCUGUUCGGAGUUUGGACCGUUGCGUCGGCACAGUCCUAGCGGAUGCUGAACACACGGUCGGAGAUUUGUUAAGCGUUACAUACCAAAGUAUGGACGUGUCUGCGUCCGAAUUAACGCAGGAUGCAAUCAUCCUGUAG
Anopheles marshallii is the source of this 1386-nucleotide messenger RNA. RefSeq lists its product as uncharacterized. Gene Ontology annotation, molecular function: protein binding; DNA binding. Gene Ontology annotation, biological process: regulation of transcription by RNA polymerase II. Lineage: Eukaryota; Metazoa; Arthropoda; Insecta; Diptera; Culicidae. Gene Ontology annotation, cellular component: nucleus. The record is from RefSeq and is a predicted model, not a curated record. The transcript has a single exon. Bases 1 to 1386 code for a protein of 461 amino acids.